Molecule: messenger RNA, 1710 nt
Organism: Gossypium raimondii (Peruvian cotton)
Lineage: Eukaryota; Viridiplantae; Streptophyta; Magnoliopsida; Malvales; Malvaceae
Product: geranylgeranyl pyrophosphate synthase, chloroplastic
Exons: 1
Coding region: 325-1443 (372 amino acids)
Biological process (GO): isoprenoid biosynthetic process
Molecular function (GO): geranylgeranyl diphosphate synthase activity
Source: RefSeq, a predicted model, not a curated record
CAUAUAAUGCUCAAUACUCAUCCGUUUCCAUUCACGUAUAUACUGCUCAUCCACUUCCCCCACUUCCCCACACAUAUCCUUCAUUUCCCAGAUCUGUGCCACUUUUUACUUCUUUUUUAUUAUUAUUCAUUUUAUGCUAUUUUCCAAUGUCCCAACUCCCCAUACCCAUUGCUUGACUUCAUGACCGGUUUUUGUGUUUUCAUAGUGGAAUUUGCAUUGCAAAGAUUUUGGUUUUUUUAGCUUUCAUUGUAAUUAGCUUGUUUUUGCUUCUACAUCAAACAAAGAUCCCAUCUUUUAAAUACCCAAAGAGAGGAAAAGAAAAAUAUGGCUUCGGUGAAUCUGUGUUCUUGGGUUCAAUCUUACUCCAUUUUCAACCAAGCUUCUAGAUCCAAAUAUUCUCUUUUGCCCAGAUCCCUUCCAUUCAACCCCCUCAUGAAUCUGUCAUCUUCAACCUCCAAAACACGCGGCUUUGCAUCUAUUCCUUCAAUUUGCUCGGUCAUUACCAAAGGAGACGCGGUCAAGGAAGAAGAAGAACAACAGCAGCCUCAAAACCCAAGCUUUGAUUUCAAAACUUACAUGGUUCAAAAGGCCACUAUGAUUAACCAAGCCCUGGACUCUGCUGUUUCACUCCGUGAACCUGUUAAAAUCCAUGAAGCAAUGCGUUACUCUCUUUUGGCAGGUGGCAAAAGGGUCCGACCGGUGCUUUGUUUAGCUGCUUGUGAGCUUGUUGGUGGCCAAGAAUCCAUGGCUAUGCCAGCAGCUUGUGCUGUUGAAAUGAUUCAUACUAUGUCUUUAAUCCACGAUGAUCUUCCUUGCAUGGACAACGAUGAUCUUCGGAGAGGGAAACCAACUAAUCACAAAGUUUUUGGUGAGGAUAUCGCUGUCUUAGCUGGGGAUGCUCUUUUAGCUUUUGCUUUUGAACAUGUAGCUGUUUCUACAGUUGGUGUUACGCCUGGUAGGAUUGUAAGGGCAAUUGGAGAAUUAGCUAAAUCUAUUGGGGCUGAAGGGUUGGUGGCUGGUCAAGUUGUGGAUAUAAAUAGUGAGGGACUAACAGAUGUGGGGUUGGAUCAUUUAGAAUUCAUUCAUGUUCAUAAAACUGCUGCUUUGCUUGAAGCUGCUGUAGUUUUGGGGGCAAUUCUUGGAGGUGGAUGUGAUGAAGAUGUGGAAAGGUUGAGGAAAUUUGCAAGGUAUAUUGGGCUUUUGUUUCAGGUUGUGGAUGACAUUCUCGAUGUGACAAAAUCAUCUAAGGAAUUAGGGAAGACUGCAGGAAAAGAUUUGUUGGCUGAUAAAGUCACUUAUCCAAAGUUGAUUGGAAUAGAGAAGUCAAAGGAGUUUGCAGAGAAAUUGAGAAGUGAUUCAUUAGAGUUGCUCCAAGGAUUUGAUUCUGAGAAAGCUGCCCCUUUGAUUGCUUUGGCUAAUUACAUAGCUUACAGGCAAAACUAACUCUUUUGUUUUUGUUGGUGUAUAAUUCUUAUUCUUGUUGGUUUAGAUGAGGUUGAAUUGUCUAAAACAUUUGUUUAGACGAAAAGGCCUUGAUUUGAUGCUUCUUGUUAUGUUUGAUACAAAAGGCUUUGUGAAAGAAGCAGGAGAAAUAGUUCUAAUGUUGGAUGUAUUCUUCUACAAGGAUGAUAAUGAUAGAAUUUCGUUUUUCUCUUUGUUGCUGUAAUUUAUAUUAUAUAAAGUUCCCAUUAAAUUGGGAUUUAAUUGUUA